AUGAUUCGGAAUAAGGGACACGGCUAUUUGCCAUCGGUACAUCGCCUCCAGGACGAUAUGGUAGAUGUGACACCAUUCGGCAAAUACGAAGCCAUCACCGAGAUAAACAUGCGGUUCUCACCCUUGCUCCUUCUACCUCGAGAGUUGCGCGAUUAUAUCUGGGAAUAUGUCCUCGGAAGCUACCUCAUCUUCAACACUCAACCCGAAAGGCCGCUCGCAAUGGCCCAUGACUCAGACCAAUACAUCAAACACCCUCUAACUAUCCUGUGCGUCUGUCGUUCGACAUAUGCGGAAGCGCGCUUCAUUCCCUUCGCCAUCAACAACUUCUGGUACAGGCCUACACACUCACCGAUGCCCAGCGAUGUAAACGAGUGGUGGCGUAAGUUGAUGCCUGCACAGUUCAACGCCAUUCGUAUCGUUUCAAUGCAUCUCGGAAGAGACAUUACCGAUACUGAUAUCCUGCAAGUGGAGGCUUUGGCGCCUUUGGUGGGAUUGAGGAGGAUUGUAUUCAAUGUCUAUGCGGGCUACACGGGGAGUUGGAGAGACAUCACUGAUGAGAGGUUUCAGCUGAUGAAGGAUAAACUGGUUAAGAGGCUUGAGAAAGUGCUGUGCGCAGAGGGAGUGACGAUCGUCUUCAAGGCAUGA
Messenger RNA from Alternaria triticimaculans, 645 nucleotides. RefSeq lists its product as uncharacterized. The coding region runs from base 1 to 645 and encodes 214 amino acids. NCBI's taxonomy places the organism in Eukaryota, Fungi, Ascomycota, Dothideomycetes, Pleosporales, Pleosporaceae. The record is from RefSeq and is a predicted model, not a curated record. The transcript is spliced from 2 exons.